Molecule: messenger RNA, 1123 nt
Organism: Lycium ferocissimum
Lineage: Eukaryota; Viridiplantae; Streptophyta; Magnoliopsida; Solanales; Solanaceae
Product: ycf3-interacting protein 1, chloroplastic
Exons: 6
Coding region: 78-869 (263 amino acids)
Biological process (GO): photosystem I assembly; response to photooxidative stress
Cellular component (GO): chloroplast thylakoid membrane
Source: RefSeq, a predicted model, not a curated record
CCUAUUAUCCUUUUUCAGUUAACUCAUAACCGCAACCAUAUGCUUUAUCCCAAGUAAAGUAAAUAUCCUCACUUCCAAUGGCGCUUCAACUGCCAUUCCCACCUCUCUCUUCUUCCUCAUUGUUAUCCUCUUCACCCUGCAAAAUUUGCUCUAUUCCCUUCUUACCCUCUGCUCAUAAACACCUUUCCUCUUCCUUGAAUUUGCAAAAAAUUCAGUUUAAAAGUAGUAGUAGUAGAGGAAGAAGCAGUUCUUUGAGGCCUUUAUUUGUGAGCAAUGAAGAAGCUAGUGUCACUUCCACUGUUAGUCAAGAAGAUGAUGAUGAUGAUUAUGAACCAGAUCCUGAAUCACUUGAAUACGUUUCUCAAAUUAAACGAGCUUUGGAGCUUCUCAAGAGGAAUCGGGAUAUGCUGUUUGGUGAGGUUAAGUUGACUAUAAUGAUUGAAGACCCCAGGGACGUCGAGCGGAAGCGGCUGCUUGGCAUUGACGAUGAAAAUGCUCCAACUAGGGAUGAAUUAGCUGCCUGUUUAGAAGAAAUUAAUGAAGGAAAAGUACCAAAAGAUAAGGUUGCUCUGCAGAUGCUUGCGGAAGAGAUGAAUUCAUGGCCUAAUUUGGAGGUUGAAGCCACAAAGCAAAAUAAGAGCAGAUCCCUCUAUGCAAAAGCCACGGACACUGGUAUUGAUCCAAAAGAGGCUGCUAAGCGGCUCAAGAUUGACUGGGAUUCAGCAGCUGAAAUUGAGGAGGCAGAUAAUAGUGACGAGCCAGACGUUAAUCCAGCUCUGGGAUACGGAGCUUUAUACUUGGUCUCUGCAUUUCCAGUCAUCAUUGGCAUCUCUGUUGUGUUGAUUCUCUUCUAUAAUUCUCUACAGUGAUACAGCUUUUGGUAUUUUUGCAGGGUCCGUAAAUUACACGAUUUGUCCUUUGAAUCAUACAAUAGUGGAACUUGAAUAUUGCUAUAGAAAAUUUAUGUGUAUCAGUUUUUAUAUAGAGCUCAUGUAUUGAGUAUAAAUUCUCCCCUCUCUAGGCACCAAAUUCAUUCUGCAUAUUCUUUGUGAAUGAAUGCGUACUUUAGCUAUGUAAGUGAAUCAGUUAGAUCUCUUUCAUAUACGACGUUAUCGUUUCGUCU